This is a messenger RNA of Porites evermanni, 985 nucleotides long. Lineage: Eukaryota; Metazoa; Cnidaria; Anthozoa; Scleractinia; Poritidae. The record is from the annotation of a GenBank genome assembly.
AUGGCCGAAGCGCCACGCAAUCUGCAGUUACCUUCAGGUUAUGACGAGGAGUUUGCUGAUGAAGUGGAGGAAGAUUUUCUUUGCUUAAUUUGUCAUUUGCCACUGAGGGAGCCUGUUCUUACCAGAUGCGGUCACAGAUUUUGUAAUGCAUGCCUUGAGGAACGUUUCAGAAGGUAGGCCUAAAUGCCUGAAUUCUAUUGAAAGCUGAGUGUUAAAGUAACUUUCAUUCCAAACCUUUAGUUGACACCUUAACGAAAAACUGAAGCACUGGUGCGCUUUCCAUUGAACACCUCGAUCUGAGUAAGAACAUAUCAGUUGACGGAAAGUCAGCAACCCUUAUUUACUAAUGCAAACAACAGACACCUUAGCAGCUUAAUCGAUUUAUUAGACGAAGGCCUUGUCCCUCAAAUUUAGAUUUCAAAUAGAUUAAAACUUAAACUGAUAAAUCAAAUCUGAUACAUCCCACCCAGCUGAUGAUCACCGUUAAAUUAUGUUACUGACGCACAAGUGACUUAAGGUUGUUUUCUAUUAGCAAACUUUUGAAAUUACAAAAUGUGUCUCGUUUCCGUAAAUUGGAGAAGCCAUUGUUCGAAGUUAUUGAUCUGCUCUGGAAUGCGGACAUUCUGUCUUCCGUGAUCAAUGCCCAGCGAUAAAUAAGCGUUCCAAUUUCGCAAGCUGACCUUCGAGUCCUAGCAAAGCAUAAAAACUUGUCAAUUUUUGAAAUGUCUUGAGUUCUGUGGGUUUUAGGCUCGGCAAAUAAAAUCAGCCACAAGUUAGUAGAAAGAAGUUUUAUGAUGGAAUUAAUUAGUAACUAUCUAUCAAUCGAUGUUCCUAUUAAUUCUUAUUAAAUAUAGUCAAUUAAUCAUAAUUGUUUCCUACACUACAAAAUAACAGACAGGAAGUUCAGCGCCAGCUUUACUCUUGUCCUGCAGAUAGGAAAGAUCUCGACGGAGACCGGGUAAAUCACUUUCAUUUGCUUUUUUAA